This is a messenger RNA of Arabidopsis arenosa, 1265 nucleotides long. The record is from the annotation of a GenBank genome assembly. Lineage: Eukaryota; Viridiplantae; Streptophyta; Magnoliopsida; Brassicales; Brassicaceae.
AAGAGAGAAAAGAGGGCACAUGAAAUAGAGGUGAGUCUCCUAAUAAUCCGAACAAACCUAAAACAUAUGCCUUCCUCCAAUAACUCCUCCGGUAGUCUCGCCCUGGCCGUUUCUCUUCUCUUUGCCGGCGCCUUAUAUAUCUGCUUCCAAUCACGUUCAGCUUCUGAUCCUAUCUCCGAUCGCCUACAAAAUGUAGAGACUAGAUGGACAGAGUAUCCGGUGGACGAGCUAGAAGCGGUCCUAGACCAGGCAGCGACGGGAAACAACAAGACGGUGAUUAUAGCAAUGGUGAACAAAGCUUACGUAGAGGAGGUUGGAGGAGGGAGGACGAUGAUGGAUCUUUUUUUGGAGAGUUUUUGGGAAGGAGAGGGGACUCGGCCGCUUGUUAACCAUCUGAUGGUAGUGGCAGCAGAUCAGACGGCCUACGAUCGCUGCCUCUUCAGGAGGCUCCACUGCUACAAGAUGGAUACGCAAGGGGUUGACUUGGAGGGAGAGAAAGUAUACAUGUCAAAAGAUUUCAUUGAGAUGAUGUGGAGGAGGACUCGCUUGCUCCUUGACGUCCUCAGCCGCGGCUACAAUCUUGUUUUCACGGAUACGGACGUGAUGUGGCUAAGGAGCCCUUUUUCCCGGCUAAGCAACAACGAGAGCUUGGAUAUGCAGAUAAGUGUGGACAGUAUUGACGUGGGAGGACACCCGAUCAACACGGGAUUCUACCACGUCCGGUCCAACAACAAGACCAUCUCCCUCUUCCAAAAAUGGUACGACAUGAGGCUCAAGUCGACAGGCAUGAAGGAACAAGACGUCCUUAAACAGCUCCUCGACUCCGGCUUUUUUAACCAGCUUGGCCUCAACGUUGGCUUCCUCAACACUACCGAAUUCAGUGGCUUCUGCCAAGACAGCCCUGACAUGGGCGUUGUCACCACCGUCCACGCCAACUGUUGCCGCUACAUCCCUGCUAAGAUCUCUGAUCUCACUGUUGUUCUUCAUGACUGGAAACACUACAAAGCCUCCCGUGUCAACAGCAAGUGGAGCCCCCAUGUUGAGUGCGGGCGUUCAUGGAGUGAGGCACACUACAUCCCCAAAAUCCCCAAGCUCUGACCUUCUUCGUUCAUAUAUGCAAAUUAAUGAUGUAUUUCUACAGUACUAGCGAGCUAGAGGAACAAUUCUCUUUUGACAAGUAACUACAAAACAUCUUAUAUGUGUGUUACAACAAGAUUGUUUUUCGCUUUUAGUUCCAGCUACACGAAUAAUUGCUGGUAAAUUCU